Molecule: messenger RNA, 360 nt
Organism: Eruca vesicaria subsp. sativa (arugula)
Lineage: Eukaryota; Viridiplantae; Streptophyta; Magnoliopsida; Brassicales; Brassicaceae
Source: the annotation of a GenBank genome assembly
AUGUUCAAUCCACUCAGCGAGUGGAACCUCACUAUAACGUUGACAGCAUCAGACAUAGAUGUGAGCAAUCCGAUAACGAUCCCGAAAGAGUUAGUAGAAGCCAAAAUCUUUCCCCGGUGGGGUAAAAUACGUUGCGAAGCAAUGCAAGAACCUGAUUCGUUCGUGAUGGUGAAUCUCUAUUGCCACCAUUCUAACGGUACAAAAGGUGUGGCAAUGAAGAAAGAUGAGCAUGGAAAUUUCAAGUUAUAUGGGUGGCAUUCCGUUCUUGAGGGAAGAAGUAUCAAGACGGGUGACGUUAUUGGGUUUUGGUGGGAUAAAUAUUCUGGUAGGCUUAAUCUCGAACUACUCGUGAUUGCUUAG